AUGCCCAUCGUGAACCAUGUCGUUCUCGCCUCGGGCGCCGUCGUCGCCGUCUCCGUCGUCCUCGCCGCCGCCGCCGUGUACGAGAAUCCCGAGCUGCGGCGCUACGCCGAUGACAUCCGCCGCCGCAUCGCCAUAGCCCUCCACUGCAUCGGCGACGGCAUCGAUCCGCCGUACCGCGAACCGCGCUUCAACCGACCGGAAGACGCCGAUGGCUUCAUGCAAUCCCGUCGCGGCCAAGGGGCCAUGCCCGGCGUCGACGCCGACGACGAGACGCGACGGAGGCAGCGCGAAGAGCUGCUCUAUUGGAAUCAACGCAUGCUCGAGAGGCGGGAAGCCUCCGACGGUGCGCGGCAGCCGUCGGCCGACCCGCCACGGCCGUUGCCCGCUCACCGGGGGUCGUCGUUUGAUGAUUUCCUGCACCGCGACGCGGGCGCCGAGCAAGGUGCCUACGUUUUCAACUCGGGCGCCGACGUGGGUACCAUCCCGACGGGCCUGCGAAACCGCGCCGACGGUGCCCGCUGGUUUCCCAGGCAAGAGUACGUCAAUCCGUUCGCCGACGAGUACGGGAUCGACAACGACGGAGCGGCCGAACGGCGGCCCACGGUCAUGCCCUUGGCGGUGCCGGCGGCGGACGAGAGGCAGGAGGAAAUGUCGGACAUUUAUAGCGCCACGACGCGCGACGCCGACGACCUCGGCAGCGUGACGCUGGAACCCUCCCCGAGGGCCGUGGCCGUGGCCGUGGCCGUGGCCGAAGCGGCCGGCUCGCGAGCAUCCGGCACGCUCGAGCGCGAGCUCGCCGACGACGAGUACGUGACGGCCGGCCAGGACUACCAGAACGAAGCCUACGCCUCGAUCCAGGCUUGGGCGCAAAACUCGAGCCACAACUUUUACUCGCCGCUGCCGGAGACGCCGGCGGCGCCCGUGUCGGAGCCGGAGCUGCUCGACGAGGGACAGAUGACGCCGACGGAUUCCAUCUCGCUCGUCGGGUCCGGCGAGGACUUGGCCGGCGACGCCGAGUCGGCGCGCGCCGCCGAGACGGGACGACCGUACGACGUGCUGAGCGUGAGCGAGGGCAUGCUCACGCCCGCGAGCUGGUCCGAGGUCGGCAGCGUCAUCAGCGAGAACGAGAGCUACGGCCCCGCGCGCCUAUAG
Molecule: messenger RNA, 1152 nt
Organism: Drechmeria coniospora
Lineage: Eukaryota; Fungi; Ascomycota; Sordariomycetes; Hypocreales; Ophiocordycipitaceae
Exons: 1
Coding region: 1-1152 (383 amino acids)
Source: RefSeq, a predicted model, not a curated record